AUGUUUAUUAUAAAACAAUUUGGCCAUCGCUUCAGCGUCAGCAAGCCCGUGAUAACUCUUUGCACUGCAAAGCUAAAUACAGCUCUUCCUGAAGGUCUACGCGAAUUCUUUGAUGAGCCGGCAAAUUAUGGUAAGGAUGAACUUGAUGAGAAGAGUAAGCCCGGUCGUCCAUGGAGUAAGGAUGAAUUAAGAUUAAAAUCAAAUUCUGAUCUUCAUAAAUUAUGGUAUAUACUGUUGAAAGAGCGCAACAUGUUGCUAACAAUGCUGGAAGCUAGUGUUCAGAAAGCUCGUCGUAUGCCUAAUCCAGAUCGAAUUGAGAAAGUUGCCGAGAGCAUGCAUAACCUGGAAGCAGUGGUACAUGAACGUAACGAUGCCUAUUUUCGUCUUGAAACAGGAGAUGGUGCAGAUCCACCUAUGCGAACUGUGACAUCUUUUGCAGGCUUUACUUAUCAGAAACGUGCUACAGAACAUCUUACUCCUCCAAAUGAGCACAAUGAAAAAGAAUAUGAAGUGCCUUAUCUUGACGAUGAUGCGUAUUUAAUGCAAAAAUUAUGGGCUGAAAAAGAACACGCAAAGCAACGUGAUGCUUUGGAUGAUGAAGUAAGGCGAAGGCGACUUACCAAAAAUCAGGUGAAACAUCGACGCUCAGCCCGCUCUUAUAUCAGUGAUAUUUCUCAGCUUAAAGAAGUAAAAGAACUGGUCUCUUAG
Molecule: messenger RNA, 708 nt
Organism: Brugia malayi
Lineage: Eukaryota; Metazoa; Nematoda; Chromadorea; Rhabditida; Onchocercidae
Gene: Bma-mrpl-47
Product: 39S ribosomal protein L47, mitochondrial precursor, putative
Exons: 6
Coding region: 1-708 (235 amino acids)
Biological process (GO): mitochondrial translation
Cellular component (GO): mitochondrial ribosome; mitochondrial large ribosomal subunit
Molecular function (GO): structural constituent of ribosome
Source: RefSeq, a predicted model, not a curated record